Messenger RNA from Euleptes europaea (tarantolino), 272 nucleotides. RefSeq lists its product as uncharacterized. The record is from RefSeq and is a predicted model, not a curated record. The coding region runs from base 96 to 230 and encodes 44 amino acids. Lineage: Eukaryota; Metazoa; Chordata; Lepidosauria; Squamata; Sphaerodactylidae. The transcript has 2 exons.
CGCCCUGCUCCGGCACCACCUCCGCGGCCGCCUCCUCUUCCCUCCGGCUCGGCUCCUUCUGCCCCCGGCGGUGGCGCCCUCAGCACCCAGGCCGUAUGAUCAGGCUACAGUCUUCAAUGAGUAACCAUAUUCCUCAGUUCUGUGGUGUUCUUGGUCACACAUUUAUGGAGUUUCUGAAGGGCAGUGGGGACUACUGCCAGGCACAGCACGGCCUCUAUGCAGACAAGUGAACUGUAGAAGUCCAUUACUACUCCACCAAGAAGCCCCCUUAA